Molecule: messenger RNA, 1720 nt
Organism: Limulus polyphemus (Atlantic horseshoe crab)
Lineage: Eukaryota; Metazoa; Arthropoda; Merostomata; Xiphosura; Limulidae
Exons: 5
Coding region: 525-1220 (231 amino acids)
Biological process (GO): regulation of tube size, open tracheal system; septate junction assembly
Cellular component (GO): membrane; septate junction
Source: RefSeq, a predicted model, not a curated record
CGUCAGUCAACCACGGAUUAGUAGGACGUCAUGACUUUCAGGUACUUUUGCUUUUAUUUGGAAACAGUAAAAUGUGGCCAGUAUGAGCUAGUCGAGAACCAGUUACUGUAAUCCUGAAUGUUUUACCUUUAUCCAAAGGGAUGUAAACUUUACCGUAGAACAGAUAGUGCCACAUCUUGGGAUAAGUCAAGAUUCUUAUUGACUGUUAUGACAAGGCUUCGGUUGAGCGUGAGAGCAAGUCUUUCCAAGUACGUAAGAUCACCAACAACGUUUUAAAAAGUUACUGGUAUCUUUAAGAAGAGAAUAAAAGAAUUUCUGAAAAUCAAGACAGUCUUGAGGCUUAUACUAUAUUUAAACGUUCUGUAGAGUAACACAAAAAUAUCUUAAUGGUUUAUGUUGGUUUUCGAAAGAACGAGUGACUAUAAAGUCUUCAAUCUUUCAGUAAUUUUUAAAGUAUACAAGAGAAGAAGGUGGUUUUAAAAUUUUCAAAGGUUCGGUUUUACGUGAGUUAACAACAAACUAACAUGGUUGACUCUCUAUGGCACCAAAGUCCUUCUCGGACUCUAGUUCUUGGCUGCAUCCUCACUUUCAUUGCAGCAGUGUUACUAAUAAUUGCCUUCGCCUGCCCUUAUUGGAUGGAGUCAGAUUCGGAAACAGAUAGAAGGUUUGUGCGUAUGGGUUUGUGGAGUGUUUGUUUUAAUAACUACAAACAUCUCCCCUAUUCAUACGACAGAAAGUUUGAUGGCUGCCACUGGAUUUACGGUUAUGAGUAUGAAGAUAUACGGGAUUGGUUACAACCAGGAUGGUUUGUUUUCGUUCAAACGAUGAUGUCGUUCGCUCUAUGGUUUUCAAUGAUGGCUCUAUUUACAGUCUUCGCUAUAGUCAUGAGAGUUCUGAUGAAGCUCGAAGUAUUUCUGUUAGCGUCUUCUGCUGUACUUUGUGUACUUACAGCGCUACCUUUAUUCCUGGCUGUAGCCGUGUUUGGAGGCUUGUGCUAUGACCGCUCAUGGUUACCUGGGACAAGUUUCAACUAUAUUUCGUGGGCCUAUGCUCUCGGAGUCAUUUCUAUCUUUUUCCACAUUUUGUCAUCGGCCUGCUUGUUUUCUGAAGCUGGAAAAGCACGUGAACGACGUCGUAUGGGUAGUAAUCUAGUGUACAACAUUCCGUCCAGAGGAAUAGUGAUGACGAACAACUCGCCACCGUCGAGAAGAACAAACUGACGGAUAACUCAUCAAAAUGAACUACAGCAUUAGAGCAUUUUCCAUAUUUAUAUUUAUUCCAGAAUUGUCACAUAUUGUUUGUUUUAUACUUGUUCAACUAAGUCCGUAAAAUAACAGGUGUUUAGUCGUCAUACGUUAAAGUUAUUGGUAAGAUUUAAUUCAUAUAUCUUAUUUGUUGGUGUUAGGGCCAGAUCUUAUUUAUUACACACUCAGUAGUAAGUAAAGUGCUAGUAAAGUUUUAGUUUCAUUUUAGCGGAUUAAGAAUAAAAGUUGUUGUUUUUCAUUUACCGAUUAAGGUUUCUACUGAAUAAGGGGAAAAAAAAAAGAAAAUCUAAUGUCAAAAAUUCCAUUUGUAAUUACUUAGCAGUUCCGAUUUUCACUGAUAGUAUUCUUAAAGUCUGAUCUUUGUGCAGUUAAAAUAUCAACCUGAAUGAAUGGACAAUAUUUGGUGUCUUUAUUUGUAAAUCUAAAAUGUAUUAAAGAUCACGCAUCAAAUUCCA